AUGGUGGCCAAAAUCCUCUACAUUGCCUUCAUCAUCUACACAAUGUCGAUUGUUGAAGCCAAAAUUCCAGGAAUUUACUCUGGUGGCCAAUGGCAAACUGCUCAUGCUACUUUCUACGGCGGAUCUGAUGCUUCCGGCACCAUGGGUGGAGCAUGUGGUUAUGGGAAUUUAUACAGUCAGGGUUACGGAGUGAACACGGCGGCAUUGAGCACUGCUUUGUUCAACAGUGGUCUGAGCUGUGGUGCGUGUUUUGAGAUAAAGUGUGCUAACGACAGAGAAUGGUGUCAUUCGGGAAGUCCUUCCAUUUUAAUCACUGCAACUAACUUUUGUCCUCCUAAUUUUGCUCUUCCAAAUGAUAAUGGCGGUUGGUGUAACCCUCCUCGGCCUCAUUUUGAUCUCGCCAUGCCUAUGUUUCUUAAGAUUGCUGAGUAUCGUGCCGGUAUAGUCCCCGUUGCUUAUCGCAGGGUGCCAUGUAGAAAGCGCGGGGGAAUAAGAUUCACCGUGAAUGGAUUCCGUUACUUUAACCUGGUGCUAAUUAGCAACGUGGCGGGUGCUGGUGAUAUCGUGCGCGCGUACGUGAAAGGAACCCGAACCGGGUGGAUGCCACUGAGCCGAAACUGGGGUCAGAACUGGCAAUCGAACGCGGUUUUGGUGGGCCAGGCUUUGUCUUUCCGUGUCUCGAGCAGUGACCGUAGAUCUUCAACUUCUUGGAACAUUGCUCCUCCUAAUUGGCAAUUUGGUCAAACUUUCACCGGAAAGAAUUUUAGAGUCUAA
Lathyrus sativus (Indian pea) is the source of this 774-nucleotide messenger RNA. The record is from the annotation of a GenBank genome assembly. Lineage: Eukaryota; Viridiplantae; Streptophyta; Magnoliopsida; Fabales; Fabaceae.